CUUGGAUAGAAGGAAAUGUAUAUUGUUUAAAGAAAAACAUGUAUCCAGCUAACGUCUCAAGUAUUGUCGCAUCUGGGUUAAAUGAAGGUCAACAACAGCAUGGACCCUGGACAGGGGUAGUUCGAGCCUCCACCUUGAUUAAUAAGGCAGACAUGAGAUCGUUCGGAACCAUGCAAUAUUUGGGGGCCGAAUAUGCUUUCUUACAAGGAAGUGAAAAGAGGCUUAAAUUCGAAGCCUAUGGAGUAAAACAGGCACUGUGUUUCACAGUAAACCGAACAUCGUUCAUACCUACGGAAAGAGAAGAGAUUACAACCAAAUCCAAUGCCAAAGAAGAUGCGAAGACAUCAUCCAUUUUUAUAUGGCUUGCAGCAGCGCUUGGCAUAUCUAUGCCUGUACUGUUAGUCAUCAUGGUGUGUUUGUGUGUAAAGAGGAAAAAAGGACACAGCCAUCGAACUACCUUUCAACAGAUCGUACUUGCACAGUCAUCGAAUGUUAUGCAGGAAGGUCAUGGCGACAACAUCGCUAAUUAUGAUGUCAUUCCCGACGAUAUAACAGAGCGUGAGGCAACACCAUACACCUCACUUCAGAUGACAGAAAAGCAUCUGUACACUGCCUUGGCAGGACCUAGUUUCAUGUCAACAGAAAGGUCUUAUGUUAUUGGUCGAAUAGCUGAUAGUGCCGUUCCAGUUGACGCACAGUUUCAAAUGAACGAACGACAAGAGACAAAUAACGAAGAACCUGAAAGUGACGGUCCAGGGGACUUAAAUUACGAUGAUGUCGAAGUGUCGGAAAAAAGGCGGAAUCUAGGGAGGAGAAAUACCGAAUCCGAGGCAAACACGUCGUAUUGUUUUGUUAAAUAAGGUCAGAUGGAACUACGCUUAGAAAGAUCAAACAUACCAGGAUGGAAUCCAGCGCAGCUCAUUCCCCAUGACGGAGACUCAUGCUCUUAAGAUUCGACCCCCUUCAACCCCAAAAACAAAUUGAAUAGGAAAUUAAUCACGUAACGGAAAUACGACACACACACACACGCAUUGGCAAAAUGCUAACGCAGGUUAGUAUAGUCGAGGGAUUAAGGCUACACACUACGUGCUCCUACGUAAAAUGUAAACUUUGAAACAAAUUUGGACAUGAAUAUAGUGUACUUAGAACUUAAUUUCGCAAAAAACAUCAACAAAUUAUAAAAAAAUGUUAAAACGAAUUGUGCGUAAUUACUAUGUUUAUAUGUGAAUAAUUUAACUAAUAAAGAAACACAAGAACUAUGUAAUAAUACAUUAAGAUAUAACAACGUGUAGAGCUAUUCAAAUCUUACAAAUUGUAAUUUUCUCAGUGGUGUUGUUGUGUUCUUUUUUCUUUUAUGUGUUCUUCUUUUUUUUCCCUCAUUAAAUUUUCCUAAAUAGAUAAUUUGUACAUAUACAAACCUUUAGGAUGUGUUUUGUGUAAAUAUUUCAAAUAUCUCUAUGUUUUUAUUAUAUCAUACAGAUUUGCUUGUAUUGUAUUGCCAUUGCCAUGUGUCUCCUUAAACAUGAUAAUAAAGUAAAUAAUAAAUAAAAAUUCGUAAACAGGCAUUAUACGUAAAUGUCAUUAUUCCCUUAGCCAUGUAAACCCUUAUUAUUGUUUUACCCAAAAUAUUUACUUCAUCAAUAUAUGUGAUAAAUAACAUGUGUAAACCAUUAUUUUCGGUCAUAUAAUGUAUGUGUAAAUAUUCAAAUAUAUCUAUGUUUUUAUUUCCUCAUACUUAUUUUUGUAUUGUAUUGUAAUUUCCACGUUUUUCCUUAAACAUGAUAAUAAAGUAAAUAAAGAUACAAAUUCUGAAACAGGCGUUAUAGUUAAAUGUUAUGUGAUUUUUUCACUUUACCAUGAUAUCUAAAAUAUUUACUUCACCAAUAUAUGUAAUAAUAUGUAACAUGUAUUAUUUUUUUUAGCCGGUCAACUAAUGUGUGUGUUAUGUAUAUAUUAAAAGCAUGAGUAAAUAUUGCCUUUUUUUCUCACAUGAGAUUUAUCUAUCUAUCUGUCAUGUUGCCCAUAACAAAAAAAACGUUCAGACUUACUUCAUACUAUGAUUAAGAUCAUUUGAAGAUUACAGCGUAAAAUGCAGUAAAACUACAACAAAGUUAAAAACUUAAAAACUUAAAACUAUUUUACCAAGUUUGUUUUUUUCUAAAAUUGCUUGGUCGGCUUUGAUCAAAAAGCUUUUUGACAGCAAACGAAUAGGUUAGGAUUUUGAAACUAUUAACAUAGAAUUAAUUAAUAUAAUUUAGAAAUUAGUGAACGCUAUUGUAUUACUUCUUCUUUAAUUAAAGUUCCAUUAGAUUAGAAGGCAAUCUUAAUUGUAUUUUCUAGUUUGGUACAUUUUAAUCCAAGAUUUCGUUUAUUUUGUAAGUGUUAAUUUGUUGAGUACAUACUUUUUUUCACUUGCAAUUGCUAAAUAAGAUUGAUUAAUAUAAAUUUUAAUGUAUUAAUAUUAAACCUUAAAGACCUUAAAAGACGAUUUGAAUACUUUUCGUAUUAGUUGUUCACAGAUUCCAUCAAUGAAAGAUUGUUAUUUAUAAUAACGAGCGAAAAGACAUUGCAAUAGCACAUUAUAUAGACAAUAAGUGGAUUGCUUUUAUAAUUGUUGUAUUAUUUGUUUAAUUUGUAUUAUUCCUACAUCUUUUUAACAUUAUACAGGUUUUGUUUUUGUAUCCACUGAUUAGUUAACAAGAACCAUUUUAUUUAUAGUCUCAUUUAUAAUGUCACGCGUUUUGUGUAGUUUAAAUAUCAUUCUAUAGAAAAUUGUUAUAUGAACACAGUUCUAUUUUAGUUCCUGUAAUACUUAAUUUAUCUAAUUUCUGACUAACUGCACUGGCUGAAAGCCAGUAGUUUCAUCAACAAAUGUUAAUAUUUGUGUAAUACAGGUAUAAUAUAAGAAGUUUGACAAACAUGUGCUUUUAUUUCAUUUCGAAUACUGGUUGUUUGAUCUGUAUUGCGUUUUGAAAGUUUUGGACGCUUUACUAACUUAUUUUUGAAGUUGUUGUGCUGCCAAAACGAAAGUUUUUGAAUAACAAUUACUCAUAUUAAGAGCAAGUUACUCCCUAAUUCCCUUGAAUGCAACCCCGUAGUCGCAGAAACCCUUACAAGUAUCACAGUAACGCCCUAAAGUAUUUUUUCGAACACAAUGAGAAAAAGAUUAAAAUUAAAAAAUUAAAAUAAACACUGACCUUUUAUUAAGUAAUCUACCACAUACGCAUGUUAACGUCCAACAUACUUAAAGAAUUACCCAGUUUUGUGUUGUUUUAUAAUUUAAUGAACGUAGUUCUACGAAUAUGACUAUUUAAUUCGAGGGAUAACACUACACAUAACUUUAUUUAUUUAGAUACUUUAGUUUUUAAGUGUUAACUCUUGUUGUUCAUUUCAAAAUACUUUUUAGCGCUUUAUGUUUUAUAAUUAAUGUAAAACUAUUAUUUGUCAUAGUUCAUUUUUUUCGAUCUUUGAUAUAUAUAUGAAAAUAACAAAAUACUUGUUAGUACACAAAACUAUGAAUAACACAUUUAGUUGUAAAAAAAGGGACGUAGUAAACAGGACACGUGUUAUGUUUAUCCAUUUCCCAUUGUUCAUUUGGAAGAACAAGUCUUAUAUCUUAGUUAUAUAUCAACAAGUACUGUUUAGCAAGAUAUGUAAAUAACAGACUGUAUUAAAUGAGUUUACAGGCAUUCGUAUAACCUGUCUUUAAUUGUGUUUUUGACCUGUGAUAAAUGUUGAUAGUUGGUGUUUAGAUCUUUGAAAGCUGUAAAUAUAUAUAUGCUUAUCUCACUUUAUUUGUUAAUUAGUUUGCGCUUACAAAAAGAGUUUCCAAACUAUUUUGUUCAAAAAGCACCUUUUAAAUGGUCCUUUAUUAAUGAAUAUUCUGUUAAUUCUUCUGACAAAUAUGUGAGUACCAUGUUCUUGUUUCUGUCCCUAUACCGGAGUUUUAAUAUAGAUUACCAUUGUAGACUAUUACGCAAUAUGUAUAAUCUCACACGAUCAAAUCAAUUACUUUGUUUGGUUUCAUUCCCUACUACCGACAACUCUAUUGUGUGUGAUUCCUUAAGAACAACAACUAUUUCUGGCUUGAUUCCAAAAAAACAACAACUCUACUUGGUUUGAUUGUUGAAGAACAAUAACUCUAUUUGAUUUGAUUUAUAAAUAACAACAUGCUUGAUUUCUUAUACUUUGGUCUUCAGUAUACUGAUGCGUAAUUUCGUGUCUUUAUGUAAGGUAUAUUCAACAAAGAAUUGUAUUUUUUUAAAUGUCAUGUUUUAACACUAAAACGGUGUGUGCAUACAUGAACGUACACUUAAAUGCAUAUACUUGCUUUUUUAUGAAGUUUUUACUUGAACCUCCGAAUACGUAUAGAGAACAGAGAACAUUUUACCUUCUCUGAUUAUAUGUAUUUGCGUUCAGACAUGGAAGACUGAAAUCGAAUUGAACGAUUCUAAUAAACUUUUUUUUCUGCUA
Molecule: messenger RNA, 4473 nt
Organism: Dreissena polymorpha
Lineage: Eukaryota; Metazoa; Mollusca; Bivalvia; Myida; Dreissenidae
Exons: 9
Coding region: 39-860 (273 amino acids)
Source: RefSeq, a predicted model, not a curated record